UGGCCCGGAGGCUGCGCGCGCGCUGGUGCGCAUGCGCGGCGUUCCUGCGGGCGGGGCUGGACCGCGUGCGCGGGCGGCGGCGCGAGGCGACGGCUCGGCACUACAAAGCACAGCCCUUGAGAGUCCUAAAUAUGCGACCUGCGGGUUGAAGAGGUCUGAAACAUGUCCCACAGCCACCUAAGGAGGCUUGCUACACUCCGAUGCAGUCUUUAAGCCGUGUCCACUAGAAACCAGAGCCAAUUUUCCAAAUAAACCUCGGAAGGUGGGUGGACAUGGAUCCGUAUCACAUGCAGCUUCCUGGAUUUUCAGAGAGUCAAAGACUGAACUGCAGUGACCCUCUCAACCAUGAUUUGUGUUCAGACAUGAGAGACAUGAUGUAUGCUGGCCUGAACAGCUUAGAUAUGGAUCCUAGUCCUUCAGCCACAGAUAUAGCUAUGGACACUUUAGAGGACAAUUUAGAUGCACUCUCUUUGUAUUCAGUGAAGGACUGUGAUUCAGCUAAACUCCUUAAUGAGUCUGACUCUGACUCUCAGCCUUCUUUGCAUGAGCUGGGGCUUCUUGCCCCUCCAGCACCUAAAGAAGCUGAACAAAGAGGCAGAUCCAAUACUGGUAGUGCCAGGAAAGGAAAGCAUCAGCACAGCUCUCCUCAAAGCCCAUUUCUGGAUUGCAGUUUCUGUGGGAAGGUGUUCAGCAGUGCUAGUUCCCUUAGCAAACACUGUCUGACUCACAGCCAGGAGAGGAAACACGUCUGUAAAGUCUGCAGCAAGGCUUUUAAGCGUCCGGAUCACCUGAGUGCACACAUGCUAACACAUCAGAAAACCAAACCGUUUAUUUGCAUAGAACAGGGUUGCAACAAGAGCUACUGUGACCACCGCUCGCUGCGCCGGCAUUACGAAAUGUCUCAGCACGGCCUGCGUAUUUUGAAGGAGAUGCCCAGCGACGAAGGUACCUGCGAGGCCUCACCACCUUCUCGCGAUGCCCGUGUCCAAGCAGAGCGAGGCGGUGUGGGAACCACGGAGAAGCUGGCCGGGCGCUUGGAAUCCAGACCUAAUUCUGUCGUGCCCAACAGAGACCUCUUUAAGCACAUUGUGAGCAGCGUCGUAAAUCAGAAACUUCCAUCAACUGCAGUAUCCUUUGCGGGGCAUUCAGACACUGACUUGAAGGAGUCCCUGCAGCCUUGCUCCUCUUCCUCUGGUCAGGUUUUAUGCCUCCCAGCUAGCACUGCAGCCCAUAUUGAAACUACAGGUGACGUGUUGAAGGAGCCUCAUCCUUGUCAAAAGAGUACUGCCUCUUCCAGCGUGUAUGCCAUAAUCAAUCCCAGCAAUUUAUCUGUGAUCGCCCCAGGGGAGAGCCUAGUAACAAACCUGACCAAUAGGCCCCUGCUUUCAGAACCACAGUUCCCUCUUGAGACGACGGGGGAGGAGUAUUGGCCAAAUAGUGCUUUACCUUGUUUCCCGUUAUUUCGAAGUCAGAAGAUCUCGGCAAACUCCCUUCAGUGCAGCGGGAACUUCCAGUGGAUUAGAAACAUGCCAGUGUGUGCUAUUUCGGGUCAGGACAUUUCAGAUGGGUUUGCUGGGCCUUCUCAUGCAUUUGACUCAUUUGCACAGGCAUACGAGUGUCCAGACACUUUAUCAUUCACCCCCAUGACUUUUAAUUCACCAGGGGAAAUGUCAAGUAAAACGACGCUCAGCAGUUUUGAGGAAACCUUUAGGCGAACCAAGAGGCAUGGAUGCGAUAUUGAUUACUAUCGGUGGCAGAACCACGGGGAGUUGAACCUUCAGGACACUCAGAAGCAGAGUGUGCUACAGGAUACGACCAGCCCGCUCUUCAGGCAGUUUUUUGUGAAAUCCCAGGAAACCGCAGGGAACCAGGAAGAGAAACAAGUGCAGCAGCACCUGCUGCAGAUCAUCACCAAAUCUCAGCACAUUUUAUCCCCCACCCAGGUAGUGGCUCCGUCACAGCUAGUGGCUUCUGAGAUGAAGCAGGCUGUAGCAAAACCAGUCCAAAACACAUUUCAGCAGCAACAGCCUGACGUGACUUGCUGUCUUCCAGAGCUCGCAGAAUGUGAAGGGUCUCACGUGUACGUGCAAAAGAUCUUGACCCAUCAGUUUCAGAAGGAUGUGUCAUCCGGUGGUGAGAAACAGGUCCAAAUGGGAAGGCAGCAAACAGCUUCUGUGUUGCAGUGUCUUCAGUCGAGAUCCUUGAAAGGGUGCCUGGAAUUCAAGGAUGUUUCCAGUCCUGGCCAGCCACAACUUGCAGCCUGUGAAAAUGCUGUGGGCAGCCAUUAUGGGAAGCCAAGCCUUUUGGAAAGCAUCCCUUCUACAUCUAACAAAGGGAAGGGUAAAAGAUAUGCCAAAGAAACGGGUGAUAAACUACAUGCUAGGGGCGGUAGAUCCCGACGCCUGCCUGGUGUCCAAAAGGAUAAGCUGAAGUUUGACCCGUCUUGCGCCGUUUCUCCAAGUCAGGUGGCCAUGGACUCCUUUUCGUUGCCUUGCACUUCCUCCAGUCAUGUCACGGGCGAGAAACGCAAGCUAACUAUUUUCAAUAGGAUCCAGGGUGGAAAGAUCUACAGCCUUACGAAUGCAGUGAAGGAGGAAAACUUGUUGCCUGGAUGUAACAAAACCAGUGCCGGCCAUAUGGAUGGGAGCAAAUGUGAAAGUGGUUUCGUUUGCAAGAACUGCAGUCAGCUUUUCUACACUGAGAAAGGUCUGAGUAGCCAUAUGUGUUUCCAUAGCGAACAAUGGCAGUCACCGCAAGGGAGGAACGAACAGCAGGUGCAUGAUGCAGAAAACUUGAAUCCUCAGACAUUGUUCCUGAAGCCAGUAAGCGAUGGAAACACUCCCUCAGACAUUAAGAAACCUUUAGACGAUGGAACAGUAGUGCCUCUGGUGAUCCCAGUCUCUGUACCUGUGACAGCGACAGAUGAACAGGCACGGAACAAAGUUAAUAACCAGGAAAGCCAGGAUGUGCAGGACUCCAGCACGCACCAAAAAAAGAGAAAGAGGCAGACUCGGUCCAAAUCACUUUUUAUCCCCUCUCCCAUGCCGUUAUGUGGCGAGAUGCAGUCAAGCAUAGGAGGAUGCUAUCAAAGCAAUCUUCGUUCCCCAGUCUAUCUGGUUGACCAUCUCGUAAGGGACUUUUUCCAAUACUCUCCGUAUACUCCACCCCCAAUGCUCAGCCCGAUACGGGAAGGAUCAGGGCUCUAUUUCAACACUGUCUGCUCUUCCUCUGAAAAAGGAGAUCCCAGCAAGCUGUUCAGUACUAUUCUAGACAGAAUGGAUGGAGACUUUGGAUUCUCUCUUGUGAAAGAUAACACCAAAAUCAGCAUAGAGCCACAUAUUAACAUUGGAAGCCAGUUUCAGGCAGAGAUUCCAAACCUCCAGGAUAGAUCGGUUUUAGAAAACGAUGAACAUAGAGCGUCAUUAGUGUGGAAACCCUGGGGAAACAUCGCAACCAACCAGGAAACGCAGGACAGAGUAACAGAACUCCUAAAUGUGGCCUGCUCCAGUGCGAUGCCCGGGGGAGGUACCAACCUAGAAUUGGCCCUGCAUUGUCUACAUGAAGCCCAGGGCAAUAUCUUGAAAGCCGUGGAGAUGCUGCUGUUUGGAGGACCUCAGAAGCCUGCAUCCCACCCUCUGGCUGACUACCAUUACACAGGUUCAGAUGUUUGGAUGCCUGUUGAGAAGCAGUUGUUUAGAAAGGCUUUUUGUCUCCAUAAGAAGGAUUUUUACCUGAUACAGCAGAAGAUUCAGAAUAAGAACGUGUUCCAGUGCAUUGAAUAUUACUAUAUCUGGAAAAAAAUAAUAAAAUUUGACCUCAGUCGAGCACAAGUGGUAGAAAAAAGGGUCAAGAGAGACAAGGAUGAGUUAGAAAGCACAGAAGAAAAGACUGCCUGCAGCCCAUGGAAAAGGCAUGGUCCUUUGCCCAAACACAACAUGAAUAUAAAGCCAAAGAAUUACAGAAAAGCACCUAAUGACGCAUACAGUCCAGCCUUCAGUCUGAAGGGAACUCCAGCCCAGCCCGGAAGUACAGACUGUCAGGGUGUAUUUCCAUGUAAAGAGUGUGAAAGGGUGUUUGACAAGGUAAAAAGUCGAAAUGCUCACAUGAAGCGGCACCGACCGCAGGAGCACGUGGAGCCACUGGUAAAGAGUAAGUGGCCCAUAAAACAAGUCAGAAACGAGCCAGAGCUGGAGGAGACCCGGGUGCUGACCUCCUCCAACGGUAACUGGGAAAUCGUGGUUUCUGAGUAGCGGUGAAGGCAGCCUGACUUCUGCUGGAAAAGUGUGUAAGCAUUUUUAGCCCCUGAACAGGUGUUUUUCCUACAUAUUCCAUCAUGUGUGACAUGCUGAGUCUUGAGCAGGGUUGAGUGACGUGACCGUGCUGCCAGGUCAGUCGCACAGAUGUAGCUGCACUGAUGCUGAAAAACACUCAAAACUUUUGCUAGGGCAGGAGCACCUGGUGAGGCUGCAGAGGCAAACUUCUCAGUCCCUGCAAAGAAACCCCUUCCCUCCCAUACCUUAUGGAAGGAGACCUGUAUUGUUUUCUGUACAACGGAGUGCAAAAGCCUGCCUGGAUAUUUUCAGCACUUCGCACUAACAUAAUAUUGUUUGCCUUGAGUUUGAGUUUAAAAAAACCAAAAAACAAAACAAAACACGAAGGCAUUGAACGUUCUUUACUUACUUAGAUUAACACUGCAACGAUGCGUGUUAAAUUAAGUAUGCGUGCCUGGCAUUAAACUACAAUUAUGCAUGAUUGAGAAAAAAAAAAGUUGUUACACCAAUACCAGAGGCUCUUAACUUCUGAUUUUGUUCAUUUGGUGGCGAGUGGGGGGAGCCUUUCUGCUCCAUUUACAAGUAAAAGUUGGAUGUGGAUACCCCUCAUGUCUUACCAUCAGUUUUAGGGUUUGGUUGUUGUUUGUUUGAAAAAGAAACCCCCCCCAAAGGACAGAAUAGGAAAAUCAAUGAGAAAUUGCCAUUGUAUUUAAUAUAUAUAAUUUUUUCCAUAACGUGACGGUCACUUCUUGGAUUUCAGUUUUAGUGUGUAGUGCUGCGGUGAUCUGUGGAUUGUUAUUUUGUAUGUGCUUGCUUCAUAGUUCUAUUAAACUGAGUUUGUGAGCUA
Molecule: messenger RNA, 5118 nt
Organism: Alligator mississippiensis (American alligator)
Lineage: Eukaryota; Metazoa; Chordata; Crocodylia; Alligatoridae
Gene: ZNF541
Product: zinc finger protein 541
Exons: 17
Coding region: 273-4250 (1325 amino acids)
Biological process (GO): regulation of transcription by RNA polymerase II; negative regulation of DNA-templated transcription
Cellular component (GO): histone deacetylase complex; transcription regulator complex
Molecular function (GO): transcription corepressor activity
Source: RefSeq, a predicted model, not a curated record